UGCUGCAGAUCGACACUCUACAUUGACGGCAGAUCAGGGUCAGGUUGGAGGAUGAGAAGGACUCUACUGUGGCUGACGGCCUCUCUGGCCUUUGUCUCUCUAACUUCUCUGGCUGAUGGAGCUCCAUUGCAGGUGAUGACUGCCCCCAACUUAAUGCGGGUAGGAACAGCAGAAAAGAUCUUUGUGGAGUGUCAAGACUGCACUGGAGGAGACAUCAGGGUCGAAAUCAACGUGAUGAACCAUCCAACUAAAAACAAAAAGCUAGCAUCCACAGCUGUGACACUUAAUGGUGCAAAUGACUUCCAGGCGCUCGGACGAAUAACGAUCCCUGUUGGAGACUUCAGUAAAGAUCCCAACAUGAAACAGUAUGUGUACCUGCAAGCUCAGUUCCCUGACCGACUGCUGGAGAAAGUCGUCUUGGUGUCCUUCCAAUCCGGCUACAUCUUCAUCCAGACCGAUAAGACCCUCUACACCCCUGACAGCAAAGUUUAUUACAGGAUGUUUGCAGUGACGCCCAGCAUGGAGCCUGUAGAGAGGGAUGACACAACCCAAACUGAUGCUUCUAUUGCCAUUGAGAUUGAGACCCCUGAAGGCAUCAUUUUACCACUCGAUCCAGUCUCUCUGAUAUCAGGGAUGCACUCUGGGGAUUACCAACUUUCUGAUAUUGUCAGUCCUGGACUGUGGAAGGUGGUGACAAAGUUCCACAGCAACCCACAGCAGAGCUAUUUUGCAGAGUUUGAGGUCAAAGAAUACGUGCUGCCCAGUUUUGAGGUCAAACUGACACCUGACAGCCCCUUCUUCUACGUGGACAGUCAGGAGCUCCGUGUCAACAUCAAAGCGACAUACCUAUUUGGUGAAGAGGUGGAUGGGACGGCUUAUGUGGUGUUUGGAGUUAUGCAAGAUGGUCAAAAGAAAAGCUUCCCAUCUUCUCUUCAGAGAGUGCCGGUUGGCAGAGGUAGUGGAGCGGUCACACUGAAGAGAGAGCACAUCACACAGACCUUCCCAAACAUCCUCGACCUGGUCGGGAAAUCCAUAUUUGUAGCUGUCAGUGUGCUGACGGAGAGCGGUAGUGAAAUGGUGGAGGCAGAGUUGAGAAGUAUCCAGAUCGUCACAUCACCGUACACCAUUCACUUCACGAAAACACCCAAAUACUUCAAACCAGGAAUGUCCUUCGAUGUUGCGGUUGAAGUUGUGAAUCCUGAUGAGACUCCAGCACAAGGUGUUGCAGUGGUGGUCGAUCCAGGCAACGUGCAGGGCUUCACCGCAGCCAAUGGCAUGGCAAGGCUCACCAUCAAUACAGUCGCAGGGAACGCAAGACUGACAAUCAGCGCAAGGACCAAUGAUCCUCGUAUUUCAGCUGAAAGACAAGCAAGAGCCAGCAUGACAGCUGUCCCAUAUACCACCAAAAGCAACAACUACAUCCACAUAGGUGUGGAUACAGCAGAGCUGCAAUUAGGAGACAAUCUGAAAAUCAACCUGAACCUCAACAGACAGGAAAAUCACAAUAGUGACAUCACAUACCUGAUCCUGAGCAGAGGUCAGCUGGUGAAAAACGGCCGUUACAAGACAAGGGGCUCUAGUUUCGCAGAAAGGUCGAGGCGGAUUUUGCAAGUUUGGCACACCAUAAGGCGUGGAGUGGAGUGGGAUGUGAAGGACUCCUGCAUGGGCUCGCUGACACUGGAGUCAUCGAGACCUGCUCCAUCCUAUGAGCCUCGCAGGAUGUUUGGUCUGAAGGUCACUGGAGACCCAGGGUCCACAGUAGGACUGGUGGCAGUCGACAAAGGAGUCUAUGUGCUGAACAACAAGCAUCGUCUCACCCAGAAAAAGGUGUGGGAUAUUGUGGAGAAGUAUGACACAGGCUGCACACCUGGUGGAGGGAAGGACGGUAUGGGUGUGUUUUUUGAUGCUGGGCUUUUGUUUGAGUCCAGCACGGCUUCUGGGACUGCCUAUAGACAAGAAAUGAAAUGUGCGGCCCCCAGCAGGAAGAAACGAACCACUAUAAUGGAUGUCUCAACCAGCUUAGUGAGUCAGUAUAAAGAGAAACUGGAACGUGAGUGUUGUUUGGAUGGCAUGCAGAAAUCUUUUCUCUCAUACACAUGUGAGAGACGCUCAGAGUACAUCAAUGAUGGUGCAGCCUGUGUCGCAGCCUUCCUGCACUGCUGUAAGGAGAUGGAAAGCCAGCGAGCUGAGAUGAAGGAGGAUAACCUGCGACUGGCUCGAAGUGAGGAGGAGGACAACAGUUACAUGGACAGCAAUGAAAUUGGUUCACGCACCAAGUUCCCUGAAAGCUGGCUGUGGUCUGAUAUCAAAUUGCCUACUUGCCCUCGACAGUCACCCAACUGUGACACCACAUCAUUUACGAAAAACGUUCCUUUGCAAGACUCAAUCACAACCUGGCAGUUCACUGGCAUCAGUCUGUCACCGACUAAUGGAAUCUGUGUCGGCCAGCCGUUAGAAGUAAUUGUCCGCAAGGAAUUCUUCAUCGAUCUCAGGCUGCCGUACUCUGCCGUCCGUGGAGAGCAGCUCGAAGUGAAGGCAAUCCUCCACAACUACAGCCCAGAUCCUAUCACCGUGCGUGUGGAUCUGAUUGAGAAGGAGCACGUGUGCAGUUCAGCUUCUAAACGUGGAAAGUAUCGUCAGGAAGUCAACGUUGGGCCCCUGACUACCAGAUCUGUACCCUUCAUCAUUAUUCCCAUGAAAGAUGGACACUACCCCGUUGAGGUCAAAGCAGCUGUUAAAGAUUCGUCCCUCAAUGACGGAAUCAUGAAGAUGCUACGGGUGGUGCCUGAAGGCGUACUGAUUAAACAUCCUCAGAUUGUAACUCUAGAUCCCACUAAUAAAGGAGUUGGUGGUAAACAAGAAGAAACUCUCAACAGUGUAAUUUCUUAGAAAGAUUUGGCUCCAAACACACCUACCAGCACACAGAUUUCUGUUACAGGAAGAGAACAAGUGGCUGCACUGGUGGAGAACUCCAUUAGUGGGAAAUCUAUGGGUAGUCUGAUCUAUCAGCCCUCAGGCUGUGGAGAGCAGAACAUGAUCCACAUGACCCUGCUGGUCAUUGCAUCCACAUAUUUGGACAAAACCAACCAGUGGGAGGCUGUGGGCUUUCAGAAACGUGCUGAAGCCCUCCAACACAUUCAGACCGGUAAGCUCACACACAAUCACACACACAGACACUUAUUAGCACAGGUACCAGAAUGCUCCAUGAUGACAGCAUAUGUUGCCAAGGUGUUUGCCAUGGCCAACAAUCUGGUGGCGGUGCAAAAGGAACACAUCUGUGAAGCCAUCAAGUUUCUGAAGACUAGGGGUCGUAACACCCAGCAACCUGAUGGCUUGUUUAGAGAAGCUGGAAAGGUUUCUCACGGAGAGAUGAUUGGAGAUGUGCGCGGUGCAAAUUCAGAUGCCUCCAUGACGGCCUUCUGCCUCAUUGCCAUGCAGGAGUCACGCACACUAUGUGCAGCCACUGUUAAUAGUCUUCUAGGCAGUAUUGACAAAGCAGUGGCCUACCUGGAGAAGCGUUUGCCCAGCCUCACCAACCCAUAUGCCGUUACCAUGUCGUCAUAUGCCCUGGCCAAUGAAAACAAACUGGACCGCGAAAUCCUUAACAAGUUUGCUGCCCCAGAAUUAUCCCACUGGCUGACACCUAAGGGACGCAUUUACACACUGGAGGCCACAGCUUACGCUCUUCUCGCUCUCGCCAAGGCCAAGGCAUUUGAAGACGCCAGACCUAUUGUGAGAUGGUUCAACAAACAGCAGAAGGUGGGCGGAGGCUACGGAUCAACUCAGGCUAUUAUAAUUGUGUACCUGGCUUUAGCAGAGUACUGGGCCAGUGCUAAAGAACCAGAGUAUGACCUGAAUGUGGACAUCUUGUUGCCGGGCAGGUCAAAGCCAGAAAAGUUCAACUUCAACAGGCUCAACCAAUACGCCACAAGAACAUCUAAACUCAAUGAUAUAAACCAGGAUGUGAAAGUGACUGCCACGGGUUCAGGAGAAGCAACGGUGAAAAUGGUGUCGCUGUAUUAUGCUCUACCUAAAGAAAAUGAGAGUGACUGUGAGAAGUUUAACGUGUCAGUGCAGCUUAUCCCAGAGAAAAUUGAAGAGGAGGAGAAGAUGAGAAUAGAGGUUUUGUAUAAGGACAGGGAGAGCGAUGCAUCCAUGUCAAUCUUGGAUAUUGGGUUGCUUACUGGCUUCACUCCCAACACAAAUGACCUGGACUUGUUGGCUAAAGGACGUGCCCGCACCAUUGCAAAAUAUGAGAUGAACACAGUCCUGUCAGAAAGAGGCUCACUCAUCAUCUACCUGGACAAGGUUUCUCACACGAGACCCGAGGAGAUCAGUUUUAGGAUCCAUCAGAAGCUGAAAGUGGGAGUCUUACAACCAGCUGCCGUGUCUGUCUAUGAAUACUAUGACCAAAGACAUUGUGUGAAAUUCUACCAUCCAGAGAGGAAAGCUGGACAGCUACUGCGGCUCUGUAGAAAUGAGGAAUGCACAUGUGCAGAAGAGAACUGCAGUAUGCAGAAGAAAGACAAUAUCAACAAUGAUCAGCGGACAGCUAAGGUCUGCGAGAGCACACAAACCAGCAAAAUUGAUUUUGUGUACAAAGUGAGACUGGAUGAGUUUGCAGAUGGUUUGUCCACUGACAUUUACACAGUGCGGAUACUGGAAGUCAUCAAGGAAGGAAGUUUGGAUGUGGGUCCUCUGAAUAAACUGCGCACAUUCCUGAGUUAUCCGCACUGCAGAGAGUCUUUGGAUUUGGCGACAGGCAAAACCUACCUUAUCAUGGGCACUUCCAAAGAUAUUCACAGAGAUGAACAAGAGCAAACCUAUCAGUAUGUACUCGGAGAGAGAACCUGGAUCGAGUACUGGCCCACAGAAGCAGAGUGUCAAUCUGACGAACACAGACCGACCUGUUUGGGCAUGGAGGAGAUGGUCCAGCAGUACCAACUCUUCGGAUGUCAGCAGUAGUGAAGCACAAGGAAACAAAACGUUCUUUUCAAAUUGUGUUUGUGUUGCAUUUUUCUUAUUAUGUAAAACUUUCAUUGCUAUGGAGGUCUUAUAAUUUGCACUGUACUGAUUAAAAUAUGAUGGUCCCAA
Molecule: messenger RNA, 5094 nt
Organism: Epinephelus lanceolatus (giant grouper)
Lineage: Eukaryota; Metazoa; Chordata; Actinopteri; Perciformes; Serranidae
Source: RefSeq, a predicted model, not a curated record